AUGCGCAUUCUUAACAAUAAAUCGGCAGACUGCGGCUGCCUCUUCGGGCUUGAUAUUGGUGGUACGCUGACAAAAAUGGUCUACUUCCAGUCAGCGGAUGGUGCGGCUGUGACACAGCGGAGGCAGAUGGAACACUAUCUGACUCGAUUUAGCCCUUGUGAUGUCAGUGAACGGUGUCAUGUGGAGGGGAGCUUGCCGCUUAUCGAUGAUUUUAUUAUGAGCCUCAAAAUGACGGAGAUUGCUCAGCGCGAGGAACGGCUCCAAAUGUUCGUGCCCGAACUUAAUGGAACACUUCACUUUAUCAAUUUUCCAACGGCUAAAAUGGACAAUAUCAUAGACUUUGUGCGCCGUCGCUUUUUUCACCGUUACAUCAAAAAGAUCGCAUGCACGGGCGGCGGUGCCUUCAAAUUUUCUUCUUUGUUCGAGUCGCGCUUGGGCAUUGAGCUACAGAAAACGGACGAGAUGGAUGGACUUAUUCAAGGCUUGAACUUUGUGCUAAAGUAUGCGCCCGACGAAUGUUAUACUUUUGUAAAUGUAAUUCCAGGUACUGGUCUCGGGAGUGCAACAAGAAAAAUGUUGCCAAAGCCAAACAAGCGCGAUCUAUACCCAUUCUUGCUCGUGAAUAUUGGCUCGGGUGUGAGCAUAAUUAAGAUUACUGGUGAAUUGAACUACGAGCGUGUGUCAGGCACAAGUUUGGGCGGAGGAACCUUUCUGGGGCUGUGCCGUACACUUUCAAAGCUGCGAACGUUUGACGAGGCAAUGGAUGCGUCGAUUGAGGGCAAUUCAAAUGAGCUAGAUAUGACUGUGGGUGACAUCUAUGGACCUACCGGCUACGAGCAAUUCCAGCUUAAACCAGACACAGUGGCCAGCAGCUUCGGGAAGGCUAGUGCGUCGCAACCGCCGCGAGAUGCCGACCUUGCCCGCUCGCUACUCUUCAUGAUCACGCAGAAUUUAGGUCAGCUUGCUUUUCUCAAUGCGCGACGCGCUGAAACCAAGCGUAUUUAUUUUUCUGGAAACUUCUUGCGACGCAACGAACUGGCGUGUAGACAGCUGGCUUAUGCUAUCAGCUUCUGGUCCAAGGGUGAGAUGCAGGCACAAUUCUUCCAUCACGAAGGCUUUUUUGGUGCACUUGGGACGUUCUUGCAGCGCUACAGCUUAAAUUAUGAAUCGCCAGUCCUGAGCAAGUCAGAAUUAGAGGAGUCAGGCGAUGAUCAAAAUAGCUGCUACUCUUAG
Molecule: messenger RNA, 1233 nt
Organism: Plasmopara halstedii
Lineage: Eukaryota; Oomycota; Peronosporomycetes; Peronosporales; Peronosporaceae
Product: pantothenate kinase
Exons: 3
Coding region: 1-1233 (410 amino acids)
Biological process (GO): coenzyme A biosynthetic process
Cellular component (GO): nucleus; cytosol
Molecular function (GO): ATP binding; pantothenate kinase activity
Source: RefSeq, a predicted model, not a curated record